Molecule: messenger RNA, 2569 nt
Organism: Folsomia candida
Lineage: Eukaryota; Metazoa; Arthropoda; Collembola; Entomobryomorpha; Isotomidae
Product: protein qua-1-like
Exons: 7
Coding region: 529-1875 (448 amino acids)
Molecular function (GO): DNA binding
Source: RefSeq, a predicted model, not a curated record
AUCUGACCCUAGCAUCACAUCGAUUUUAUGAUCUCAGACGCGAUGAUGAGAAUGAUAUGUAUGUAUACACAACAAUGUAAAUUAAUUCAAUUUAAAAUCUGCAAAUUGCAUUUAACCAACAGUUUAAAAGAGGAAAUACAAACGGGGAAUAUCUAAUAUUGCAAAGUUGCUUCGCAUCACCAUCAUUGCCACACUUUGAGUAGACUUUUAAAUACCCAUGCUAAUUAAUAAUUAAUUGAUUUUUUAUCCUACCUCCUGUUGAGCGACAAAAAAUAUGAGACGAUGAGGCAAGUUGAGCCGAUUAAACAAAUUCUAAUGGCUUGAGAGCGUCAUCUGCAGGACUCGUCUCCAUCUCCUUCACUCGCGAUAGAAGAAGCGUGCCUGCCUGAGUGAAUUUUUGGUUUCCGAAUAAAACUAACGGAAUUGAUCAUAGAUUCGAAUCAAGAUGGCGACUCCACCGAUAAUUAAAAUUCUCAGGUGUCUGUGCAUCGGCAUUAUCAACACGUCAUUGAUAGUGUGAUCCGCAAUAUGUCUGGGACUUUUUUGGACGCAGGGAUAGAUCAAAGUGUCCUUGUCGAUUUGGGUGUCCAGUGGCGAAAAAAUUUAGCUGAAAUGGGAACUGUGACGGAUUUCAAGGACAACAGGGUCAUUGAGGAGAGCGAAAUCCCAUCGACAUCAGCGGGGCCUUCAAUGAACGAUAUAGCGAAAGGGGAUGUUGUCUACAUCCUUCCACCCGCGCAGACUGUCGGUGUUCCUGUACUUAUCCAACCUGUCAGUGAGGAUGGGCCGAGUGUAACUGUCACGGUCCCGGUGGCAGCUCUACAUGGAGGAAUAUUACGGCAAAUCAUUUCCGUGCCCGGAAUGUUUGAAAUUUCGGGCGAGCAAGAUUUCACUACGGUCGUACAAGCCAGAGUGAAUGAAGAAUUGCGCAAGCGUGGGCUCCGAAUUAUCAAAGGGCGAGUACCCAAGAAGAGCGGAGGGAUUGGACAUCGUGGACGUGGAGGGAGGGGUGUUGCUAGAGGGAGAGGACGCGGCCGUGGUCGUGGUCGAUCUAGCAAAUUUGCUACCAGUUCCACUAGCGAUGAAGAUGAAAGCGAUGUGGAUGAUGAAGAGGAAAUUGAGCGUAAGCCUGCUGGUCGCGGAGGAAGGGGCGGUGCUAGAGGGAGGGGACGCGGUCGUGGUCGUAGCCGGGGUCGACCUAGCAAAAUUGAUACUCGUGAGUCAAGCGAUAAAGAAGACGACGACAUGGAUGAUGACCAGGGUAUUAAGCUUCAGCCUGGUCGUGGAGGGAGAGGUACUGCUAGAGGGAGGGGCCGUGGUCGCGGUCGAGGUCAAGGUCGACCCAGCAAAAUUGAAACUCGAGACGCAAGCGACAAUGAAGACACGAGCGAUAAAGAAGAAAACGACAUUGAUGAUAAGCAAGAAAUUGAGCCUCAAAUUGGUCGUGGUCGUGGUGAAUCAAGCAAAAUUGCUACUCAUGACACAAGCGAUAAAGAAGAAAAUGACAUGGACGAUGAGCAAGAAAUUGUGCGUCAGGCUGGUCGUGAAGGAAAAGGUUCUGCCAGAGGGAGGGGACGCGGUCGCGGUCGUGGGCGAGGUCAAGGUCGACCUAGCAAAAUUGAAACUCUAGAGACAAGCGAUAAAGAAGAAGACGACAUGGAUGAUGAGCAAGAAACUGAGUUUAAGCCUGGUCGUGGAGGAAGGGGCGCUGCUAGAGGGAGGGGACGCGGUCGAGGUCGUGGUAAAUCUAGCAAAAUUACUACACGUGACUCCAGCGAUGAAGGAGAUAACGACAAGGAUGAUGAGCAAGAAACUGAGCUUAAGCCUGGUCGUGGAGGGACGCGGACGACGCGGUCGCGGCCGUGGUCGAUCUAGCAAGGUUGCUAUUCGCGCCACAAACGACAAAGACGAAAGCGAUGUGGAUGAGCCACAGGAGAUCAAGUUUGAGCCUCGUCGUGGAGGGAGAGUUGCUGGAAGAGGGAGGGGGCGUGGUGGUCGUGGUCGUGGCCGGAGACGUGCUCUUGAAGACGAGCAAAUCCCUCAGCUGGAUGGUGGGCUCGAUUCAGAGUCGGAUGGCGAAGACAUGGAUUGUAUUGAUGAAGAGGAAGAAGAACUUAACAAAGCUGCAAUGGAAUACCGAGCCGAACAACGGGAAAGGAUGUAUACUCAGGAUAACUUGAUCAUUUGCCAGUAUGAAAAGAUCAUCCGGAAAGGAUACUCGUGGAAAUUCGUCGUCAAAGAUGGCAUCAUGAAGAUCAACGGAAAAGACUACGUCUUCGGUUUUGGGGAGGGCGAAACGGGCGAAGCUCCUGACAUUAAACCGUAUGGAUGGGUUCCUCCGGGGUUCGAAAUUGUUCCCAAAGUAGAACUCUCAUCGACAAUCUUCCCAAUUGUCUUGGACAUCCCACCACCCGGCGUUUCAAGCGUUACUUACCAAAUCUAAUCCCUAUUUCACCCAACUCUGAAUGACCACUAUUUUUAUUAUUUCUUGUGGUCCUAACUUUUAUUUCUUUUACAAUUUGUUACUGAUCCAUCUUGCUCACAAUAAGACUAACUCGUAUUGAAUUGA